AUGAGCUUCUUGUUUUCGCCAUUUUGCGCCUCCGACAGAACGGACACCGGUGUGGAGUACGAGCUCAUGCCGGACCCCAUCGCCAACGCCGACUACUUGCCUCUGCGCCUCAACCCGAGAGAGCGGAAGGUGCAGCGCCUGAUGCGCGGCAUCAUCAUGGCGUCGCACUACACCGACAAGGUUGAUAGUGAGGCUGCUCUGAAGAGCAACCGAAGAGAUAUAAUUAUUGCCAGGGAGAUUACGAAUGCCCUUAGUGGAUUCAUUGUUGCGUUGGACGUGGAAAAAGGAGCGAAACUCCUUCGCAACAAGGACUUUUCGCCGUUUGUGGAUGAGAUUCAGUCAUCAAUCGAAACGUGUAGGCGGUACAAGAUGAUGAAUCCCGAUUUUCUUCGCACAGACUACGUAAAGUUUCUCUAUAUGGUUCAAGACGCGGUACAAAAUGAAAAUGUGCGCAACAUAUUGGGUUUUUUGGUGGCGGAGGGACUCGUCACGGUGGGAAGCUAUUGCCGUUCUUUGGGGAUUGAAAGAAUGUUGCAGGACAAGCACAUGCCCCUUUGUAUUACACCGGUGCCUCUCAUAAAGAACAGGAACAGACUGAACAAGGCGCUGCGUCAUAAGGAUGUGACAGUGAAUACACUUGUAAAGGAAUACAGUAGGAUUUCUGGCCGAAGUCCUGACGAGGUGGAAACGGCGAUUCGGAGCCUCAAUGAUGCCAAUCACUUUGCUAAAGACAAUGUGGAAAGCACUAUUCAGCUCUUGCAAUUGCUAAAAGAGUUCUUUUCUCCAGAUGAGGCAACCUCUUCGACGAAUUUAAGCAUUGAGGAAGGAGAAAAUGGGAGCCGCCUGACCCAUAAUCAUAGGCGUCAGUACUAUUUCGUUCUGCAAAGCCUCUCACUCUGGAAAAACAUUUGUCAUCGCAUGUUUUCCCUGUGGACAAUUGCCGAAGAAGAUAUGUUGAAUCCCGAUGAACCGUAUGAGUUUCGGUACACCGGUCAAGGCUAUCAACGCGUUCAAAAGGCACCGAACCUCUACCGUGCCAUCUAUGAGGUUGUGCAACAAACAAAAGAGGAGCUUGGAGAUUGGGUGGGUUCAGAGCGUAUACACCUCGGUGAUGACCAGGUUCCUAACGCUUUCCAUUUUAUUGAUAAAUACGCUCAGGUAUCACGUAUAAUCAUCCCUAUCCUUCGGACCACAUCCUACAUUGAUACACUGGAUGAAAGUGCUGACCACAGUGCGUACAUGAAGGAGGUAUGGGGUGGUGCAGGGAACGCCAAGCGGGCCAUUCUGCGCGAUUUUUUCCGUCACGGCUUUGAUGGCAGUGGAGGGGACAAUAUGGACGACGCCGGCAGCUGUGUUGACGGUCGGUUGACUAGUGCGUGGAAUUGGUGCAAUAACAUUCGUUUGAAGCCCUUCUAUCCAUUGUUUCUGUUCGCCGGGUUUAGCUCCUUUGACGGAGAUCUUAGUCUUUAG
Molecule: messenger RNA, 1470 nt
Organism: Trypanosoma grayi
Lineage: Eukaryota; Euglenozoa; Kinetoplastea; Trypanosomatida; Trypanosomatidae
Exons: 1
Coding region: 1-1470 (489 amino acids)
Source: RefSeq, a predicted model, not a curated record